GUGUGUUGCUGUUUCUGUGUUUGAACGUCAGGAGCGAGCGGGAGUGUUUAGGACUGAACACAGCCCAGCGGUGUGGAGGUGUCGUCAUGGCAGAUAUUGUUGCUCAGUUGGCUGACUCUCUGGCUAAAACAGGAGUGGAGGAAGGAGAGCUGAGCUAUAAAGGCCAGGGGAGAAAGCUGGAUGAUGCUAAGUCAGUGGAAGAGAUUAUAAAGGAGAUCGAGGAGUUUGAGGGUUUGCAGGCUCUGAGGUUGGAGGGAAACACGGUGGGUGUGGAGGCGGCUCAGGCUAUCGCUAAAGCUCUGGAGACGAAGAGUCAUUUCAAGUGCUGUUAUUGGAGCGACAUGUUCACAGGUCGUCUGCGCUCUGAGAUCCCUCCUGCUCUUAAUGCACUCGGAGACGCUCUUAUUUUGGCGGGGGCUCGGCUCACCGUUUUAGACCUCAGUGAUAACGCGUUUGGUCCAGACGGAGUGAAAGGCAUCGAGAAGCUGCUGAAGAGCUCGGCCUGCUUCACACUGCAGGAGCUUCGCCUCAACAACUGUGGCAUGGGCAUCGGAGGAGGAAAGAUUCUGGCAGCUUCCCUGACCCAGUGCCAUAAAAAGUCCAGUGCAGAGGGCGCCCCCCUCAGUCUGAAGGUGUUUGUUGCCGGAAGGAACCGCCUGGAAAACGAUGGAGCUACAGCACUCGCACAAGCCUUCCAGUUGAUGGGCAGUCUGGAGGAGGUCCACAUGCCACAGAAUGGGAUCAAUUACGCAGGUGUGACAGCUCUGGCCUCGGCCAUGCAGCACAACACCAGCCUCCGCAUCCUCAACCUCAACGACAACACGUUCACCGAGAAGGGGGCUGUCGCUAUGGCUCAGGCCCUGAAACACCUGCGCAGCAUCCAGGUGAUAAACUUUGGAGACUGUCUGGUGCGUCCAGCAGGAGCUAUAGCCAUCGCAGAGAGCGUUUCAGAGGGACUGCCUAUACUGAAGGAGCUCAACCUGUCGUUUGGAGAGAUCACAGAGGAAGCUGCUCUCGCUGUCGCACGUUCAGUAAAAGACAAAGAUCAGCUGGAGAAACUCGACCUGAACGGUAAUUGUUUGGGAGAGGACGGAUGUAAAGCUCUGAAAGACUCGAUGGAAGGCAUGAACAUGGGAGAGCUUCUAGGAUCACUCAGUGAUGAUGAAGGCGAGCCAGAGGAUGAUGAUGACGAGGAUGAGGAUGAAGACGAGGAUGAGGAUGAAGAGGACGUAGACGAGGAGGAACUAGAGGAAACGGAGGAAGAAGAGGAGGCAGAGGAAAACAUCAAGCCGUCAACUCCGUCGUCAGCCCCUCGACCUCCAGACGUCUCCUCCUUCCUCAGCUUCCCGUCUCCAGACAAACUGAUCAACUUGGGAGCGAAGAGAGCGGCACUCAUCGAACAGCAGGUGGAUGUUUCAGAUGCUUCAAAAACAGCUGAAGCCUUCCUGAAGAUCGCGUCUGUUUACAAAGAGGAGAACAACGAGGUGAAGAACGCCGUUCUGGAGAGUAUAGAUGCUCUCCUGACGAAAGCUUUUUCCUCCUCGUCCUUCCAAGGAUACAGCUUUGUGUCGUCUCUGUUGGUUCUGCUCGGACUCAUUAAGAGUGAGGAUAAAGUGAAGCCGAUGCGAGUCGCUCCUGGUCACCUCCUCGCCUUGGAGCACGUCGUUCAGCAAGAAUAUUUCCCCAAAGAGAACGUGUCUAUACUUGAAGCCUUCAUGUCCCGGUAAGGGCGCCACAGUGAGCCAAUCAGCAGAAACAACAAAGCCCUGGAGUCGUGUGUUAAUGCCAGAAACAGUCUGAAUACAACUCUACAGAGAAUCAGAGCUGAGAGCUGAGGAUUAAACACACACAUGAACACACACUCCUCUGUUUGGACUGGACUUUAAAUGUUUUUAUCGUGUACUACAUGUUUGUGUACACUCACUCUGCACUGACAGUGGGGUCUUCAUGAUCCUAGUUUAUGUCUGGAGCUCAGAUUAUAAAUUUAAACAGUACUUAUCUGGUCUGAAAGCAUCAGCUGCUGUACAUUUGAUAACAUAAACCUUUAUUAUUCACCUCUUUUAUAUGUUAAAUAUUAAAGUAACGAUUGAUGAUAUUGAUAUCAUCAAAAUAAAAUGAAGUACUUCAGAACAAUCAAAAGGGAUUUAAAAUUAAAUGAGUUUUCUGUAAUGAGAUAUGUAUGUACAGUGUUCUAUUCUGUUACAAUAAUAAAGUGUUUGUGUUUCA
Molecule: messenger RNA, 2226 nt
Organism: Cheilinus undulatus (humphead wrasse)
Lineage: Eukaryota; Metazoa; Chordata; Actinopteri; Labriformes; Labridae
Gene: rangap1a
Product: RAN GTPase activating protein 1a
Exons: 16
Coding region: 87-1727 (546 amino acids)
Biological process (GO): nucleocytoplasmic transport; signal transduction; activation of GTPase activity
Cellular component (GO): perinuclear region of cytoplasm; nucleus; cytosol
Molecular function (GO): GTPase activator activity; small GTPase binding
Source: RefSeq, a predicted model, not a curated record